Pseudomassariella vexata is the source of this 1846-nucleotide messenger RNA. RefSeq lists its product as uncharacterized. Bases 40 to 1539 code for a protein of 499 amino acids. Gene Ontology annotation, biological process: glycine catabolic process. Gene Ontology annotation, molecular function: protein binding; aminomethyltransferase activity. Gene Ontology annotation, cellular component: mitochondrion. The transcript has a single exon. The record is from RefSeq and is a predicted model, not a curated record. NCBI's taxonomy places the organism in Eukaryota, Fungi, Ascomycota, Sordariomycetes, Amphisphaeriales, Pseudomassariaceae.
CAGUCGGCCCCCGAAGGUUGAUAACGAUGGAAUGAACACAUGCCGAGCCCUAACGACUCGAUCAUGCAGGCAUGGUCAACUGGAAUCGUACAACUCUCUUCCACCCAUUGGCCCAUGAUGAGGUUGUCAAGAGCUCUACGUCCAGCGAGGAAGCUCAUUCCGAGCCCUCAACUCGUCCAAGUCGGUCGAGUGCCAACCCUAAUCACUCGCCAGCUCUCCACCGUCUCCCUAACCAACGCAGCCGCAAUAGCUUCCGUGCGAUCGCGAUGCUCAGUACGCACUUCCCACACUCGAACCGGCCUGCACUCGAGAAAUUAUGCCUCUUCGUCGUCCUCGGCGCUUCAAAAGACAGCUCUGUAUGACUUACACGUCGCCCACGGGGCCAAGAUGGUGCCGUUCGGUGGCUUCCACAUGCCGGUGCAGUAUUCUAGACUGUCCGUCUCAGCCUCGCACCACUUCACCCGCUCGCACGCGUCGUUGUUCGACGUAGGCCACAUGGUGCAACACCACUUCACGGGCCCUGGUGCCACCGCCUUCCUGCAGCGCAUCACUCCCGGGUCGCUGCAAGCCCUCCCAUUGCAUCAGAGCACCCUGAGCACGUUGCUCUGGCCAGGGACAGGAGGAAUUGUGGAUGAUACGAUCAUCACGAAGCUCAAAGACGACAAGUUCUAUGUAGUCACAAAUGCGGCUUGCCGGGACAAGGAUCUUGCAUACUUGGACGAGCAGCUGGCACAGUGGAAGGCCGAGGGCGGUGAGACGGUCAAGCACGAGGUUUUGGAUGGCUGGGGGCUCGUUGCGUUGCAGGGACCUCUGUCGGAGGAGAUUCUGGGUGAGAUCCUGGUUGCGCCGGGCAAAUCUAACUUGAAGGAGCUGUAUUUUGGCCAGUGCCUUGUUGCGAUGCUGAAGAUACGCGGCUCUGACUUGUCGAAGCCGGUUCUGGUUAGCCGGGGGGGUUACACCGGUGAGGACGGAUUCGAGAUCAGCAUUGAGCCUGAGGAGACGGUUGCUGUUACCGAGGCUCUGCUGAAGGCCGGCGGAGAAGAGAAGCUGCGGUUUGCUGGCUUGGGCGCCAGGGAUAGCUUGAGGUUGGAGGCGGGCAUGUGCUUGUAUGGUCAUGACCUGAACGAUACAACAACCCCCGUUGACGCUGCAUUGAGCUGGAUCGUUGGGAAAGACAGGCGGGAUCCCAAGGCGGACGGUGCGUUCCACGGCGCUGAUGUCAUCCUGGGCCAGAUCAUACCUAAGAGCAAAGGCGGGAAGGGCGUUGAGAGGAGACGUGUCGGGCUUGUAAUCGAGGGAGCCCCGGCGCGUGAGGGCGUUGAGAUAUUAGACAAGGAGGGCCAGAAGAUUGGCGUCGUGACAAGCGGCUGUCCCAGCCCGACGCUGGGGAAGAACAUCGCCAUGGGCUACAUCAAGGAUGGGCUGCACAAGUCGGGCACCGAAGUUGAGGUGGUUGUGAGAGGGAGGAAGCGGAAGGCUACGGUGACGAAGAUGCCAUUUGUGCCGACCAAGUACCACAAGGGCACUGUUCCGGCAUAAAUAUGAUCUGGGCAGUCGAGGGAAGUAGAGUAUGUAUACUUCAGAUGAUUGCAUGAGCGGCCGCUUUCAACUUGCAGCGUCGGCGAUGCCGAUGAAUUCAACACGAUCUAUAUAGCAGGCUUUCUCGGUAUUGGCUUCGCAGAUUUGAAGUUCCCAGUUGCAGGACGAAACACUAUGAGUGUGCCUACUGGGUGGGUGAAGUAUCGGCAAUCAUGGAUAAGUACUGAGGUCUGUACAAUGCUCGCUUAGUUCGCGAGUUUUCUGUCGGUACUCCAGGUAUUCAUUUAUCUUUCUGUUUGGCUAUCUG